This is a messenger RNA of Trichoplax adhaerens, 459 nucleotides long. RefSeq lists its product as uncharacterized. NCBI's taxonomy places the organism in Eukaryota, Metazoa, Placozoa, Uniplacotomia, Trichoplacea, Trichoplacidae. The coding region runs from base 1 to 459 and encodes 152 amino acids. The record is from RefSeq and is a predicted model, not a curated record. The transcript has 6 exons.
AUGGCUGCGAUGAAAUAUCUGCCCUUGCUUGUUCUAUUAUUUCUUCACCUACCAAUUCACUGCUUAAGUCAAUCUCAUGAAAUGAAAUCAUUUGAUGCAAAGCCAAACGGCCAGUCAACAACAGUGGUCACUAAAUUGGAAUCAAUCCAGUGCCAAUUUACUUUUGCAGUAGUUGGAGGGACUAAUGAGAACUGGGUUAUGAAAGUAUCUCGCGAGAAAGACGGCAAAUAUACCUGCAUAGUAACCAGACCGGAUAAAGAUUCUUACCUUGUGUUCAUGAGCUUUCAACUAAAGGUGAAAGGGGGAAAAAUUUCUAAUGUUGAAGUAUAUGAUAAAGAUGCUAAACUCGAGUCGAACACUUACGCAGUUACGGAUUCUGUAGUACAACACGCUCAGGGAAAAUUUAAAGCUAACCUCAAACUUAUAACUGUAUCCAUUUCCAAACAUGAUGAAUUAUAA